AUGGCUACUAGUGGUUUAGUUUCAAGUACAAAAGUAAUUCGAAUACAAGAUGAUGAAAAAGAUUUAUUAUAUCGACUUCGUGAAAUAUAUGGCAAUGAUUAUAAAAAGUUUCCACUUUAUAUCUUAAGUGAAAAACAUGUUCCAUUAUCAAUUAAAAAAAUUUACAAGAUUUUAGAUGAGCGAAAAGCAUAUCGACGAAUAUCUGAUUAUUUUCAUCGAGAACGAGCUGCAAAAAAGUUGAAAGAAAGUCAGCAAGAAAUACACCAGCAACGGCGGCAGCAAACAGAAUCGAACAGUACAACAUCCAGUGAUAUGUUACGCUCGACAAUUAGACAAUCUGACAUUAAUGAAACCAUAGGCGGGUCUUUGAUGAUACCGUUAGCAGACACAUCAUCACGUCCACAACAACAAAAAGAUAUUUCCAGCAACCGUUUAGAUAACAGUCUUAGUCAACAUCAAACGAUGAUACCUGACCGGCAUCAAAGUGUUUUACCAUCUGAACUUUUAACAAUACGAACACAUUUACAGCAAGCUUUACGUAUUAUCGAUAACACAUUGAUAAAACGUGAAUAUGACGAAGAUGAGGAAGAUGAAUAUUUAGAAGACAAUGUUGUUGAUAAUAAUAAUCACUCAAGUCGUCUCGAUGAUCUUGUACGUUCGUUGGGGCAUGUUGUUACACAACAACAACAAAAUGCUUCAUCGUUAAUUGAUGCCACUACAUCUUUCUUAGUUGUUGAUGAAGAAGAUGGGGAACAAAAUGAAACAGCCACAACAAUAUCAAAAGCAGCUAACCAUAAUCAUCAUCAGUCAAAAGAAGUUUCGUCUAUUAAGUCUGCUAUUGAUCGCUUAAAUAGUUUGGUUAAUCGUGGUCAUACAAUUUAUGAUCGUUUAGAGGCUAUAUUAGCUGAAUUCUAA
This is a messenger RNA of Didymodactylos carnosus, 915 nucleotides long. The record is from the annotation of a GenBank genome assembly. NCBI's taxonomy places the organism in Eukaryota, Metazoa, Rotifera, Eurotatoria, Philodinida, Philodinidae.